Molecule: messenger RNA, 828 nt
Organism: Prorocentrum cordatum
Lineage: Eukaryota; Dinophyceae; Prorocentrales; Prorocentraceae
Source: the annotation of a GenBank genome assembly
AUGGACGUGGCCGUCCGUGGCGGCGGUCCCCGCGCGGUGACGUGGUGGCGGCAAGGUCAGACCUGCCCCGACCUCAGCUGCCCUUCUUGCCCAGCCUGUCCCGAGGCCGCGUCCUGCCCAGAUGCCGUGCCGUGCCCAGCGUGCGAAUGCCCUUCCUUCGAGGUGGCGGCUUGUGUGGCCGAGCGCUCGGUGGGCGGGCAGGCGGUUGACAAGCUGCUCAGCGCGUUCCUCGGCGGCUUGGUGCACUGGCUGGUGGCGAAGGUGGUGAACAGGCUCCAUGACGUCGGUCACCGCGUGGCUCCGCGGCGCCGCGGGGCAGCCCACGAGCGCGUGCUAUUUCACCCUGUCGGUGGCGGAGUGUGGGUCGUGGUGCUGACUCCCGAUGGGGACAUCUACCCGGAGGACCUCAGCGGCGCUGAACCUGAGAUUGGGCUGGUGAAGGCCUUCCCGCUGGCCAUGAGGACCCGCAAGAUGCGGUCGCUGCACCCGUUCAAGGAGGCGCUUGGACCAGACGAGCUGGCGGACGCCCUCCAGAAGGGUCGGCGGGCGGCGCGCGAGGAGAACGCCGAGCUGGCAGAGCCCGCGGACGCCGUCGCCUCGGACGGCGAGGCGGUCCCCUGGGGCGACGCGGCUGGCUCGCCGACGGCCCUGGACCACGCGGAACUGCUGCGCCUCGUCCAGGCGGCGUCGAGAAUGGGAGGUAGGCCGCUGGCCCCCGCGGGCCCUGGCGAGAUGUGGCUGGCCCUCAGCGGGGGCCCAGGCGUGGCGAUCGGCAGCGAGGCCGACGCGACCGGCGCCAUCGGAGUCUCUUUCGAGAGCGGCCCGUAG